Cotesia congregata is the source of this 798-nucleotide messenger RNA. Lineage: Eukaryota; Metazoa; Arthropoda; Insecta; Hymenoptera; Braconidae. The record is from the annotation of a GenBank genome assembly.
AUGUAUAAGUUUACGUUAUUUAAUAAUACGUUUGUUGUGUUUCUUAUACUUUUGUUUGUAAUCGACUCAUUACAACGCGAAAUGACUUCUUUGGGAAGAAUACAAAAAAGUUUGUUGAAUCACGAUUUACAUACAACACAUAACUCUGAGUUAGAGUGCAAAGAAGAUUAUGUCAAGUGUGUUAAUGACAGCCGGUGUAUUCCAAAAUUUUUGUGGUGUAACGGAGAAAUAGAUUGCGCAGAUGGAAGUGACGAAGAAAUGUGCUCAUGUCUUGAUCAAAUUGAUAACAAUAAAAUUUGUGACGGCAGAUUUGAUUGUUUUGAUGGCGAAGAUGAACUUAAUUGUUUUGGGUGCGGUAAUAAUUCUUUCAGUUGUCUAGAUUGGACUAGACGUGAUCCUAAGGGGAUGUGUGUAUCCUUAUCACGAAGAUGUGACGGAGUAACUCAGUGUUCAAAUAAAAAAGAUGAGUUAGAUUGUAGUAUCCUCACACCAUCUCCUGUCAACCAUGAUACUGUGAUUAAUUACAAGUAUAAAGAUGGAUAUUUUUUCAAAAACUGGAAAGGCAAUUGGUACCCAGUCUGUCCGGAAACACAAACUUGGGCAUCUGACGCAUGUUUAGAAGGAACUGGAAGUCUUGCUUCCGAACCACCAACAAUUACAGUUAAUAUGAAUAUGAAGAAAGAAAAACGUAAUCUGGGGCCAUAUAUCGCGAUGAUGCCAUGGGGGCAGGUUAGAUUGCUCAACGAUUGUUUUGCUGAAAUAGCAUUUGUUUUGUGUACUAACCAGAAAAAAAUCUAA